GAUGCUGAGAGAGAAAAGACAGUUUCAGAAGAAAACAGAGAGAGAGAAAAAUUAUUUUGAAAAAGAGAGAGAGAGAGAGAGCGAGGACUUUAAAAGAAGGAGAGUGAAGACUCAAGAGGAUCCAAAACAUCCAUACUCUCUUCAUUGGCUGUUGUCCCUUUACAAGCCACAAAGGCCAGGCCUUUACAUUUCUCUAUCUUCAUGUGUUCUUCUUAUUAUAGGACACAGAAAAAACAAAACAAACAAUGAAGCUUCUUCAAAUCCUUGUUUUGCUCUUUCUUUUUCUCCAUGAACUAAUUUGUAUUGGUUCCACACUAGACCCUCUUGUUCCCUCCAUAUCAGCCUCUGUUUUCUCACCAGCCGACUCACCCAUUUCUCCAAUUUACACAUCAAUGGCUGCUCUCUCCCCAGGAAUUCAACUGGGGCUUGAAGACGAUCAUAAUCAUAUGGAUGCACGCAAGAAAAUGCUAAUAAUACUAAUUAUUGUUUGCACUGCUCUUGCUGCAACCAUUUUGUCUUUGUUAUGUUUCUGGUUUUACCAUAGGAAGUUCUCACACAAAUCCCACAGAAGUGCUCGGAGCAAAGAUGCUGAGAAAGGACUGGCUUUGGCACCAUUUUUGAACAAAUUCAGCUCCAUGAAAAUGGUUGGUAAGAAAGGAUCUGUUCCAUUGAUUGACUAUAAGCUACUCGAAAAAGCAACGGACAAUUUUCAGGAUAGUAACAUCUUGGGCGUGGGUGGAUUUGGAUGCGUUUACAAGGCUAAAUUGGAUGAUAACUUGCUUGUUGCUGUGAAGAAACUUAACUGUGAAAGUCAGGAUGCCGAGAGAGAAUUUGAGAAUGAGGUGGAUUUGUUAAGCAAAAUUCAACAUCCAAAUAUCAUUUCCCUACUGGGUUGCAGCGUUUCUGGCGAUUCAAGGGUUAUUGUUUACGAACUGAUGCAAAAUGGGUGCUUGGAAACUCAAUUGCACGGACCUUCUCAUGGCUCAGCAUUAACUUGGCAUAUGCGGAUGAAAAUUGCUCUUGAUGCAGCAAGGGGAUUAGAAUAUCUGCAUGAGCACUGCAGCCCAGCAGUGAUCCAUAGAGAUCUGAAAUCAUCUAAUAUACUUUUGGAUUCCAACUUCAAUGCUAAGCUCUCGGACUUUGGUCUUGCCUUAACUGAUGGGACCCAAAACAAGAACAACAUCAAGCUUUCAGGCACUUUGGGCUAUGUAGCCCCAGAGUAUCUUCUAGAUGGUAAAUUGACGGACAAGAGUGACGUCUAUGCUUUUGGAGUUGUGCUUUUGGAGCUUCUGUUAGGAAGAAGGCCUGUGGAAAAACUGGCACCCGCUCAGUGCCAAUCUAUUGUCACAUGGGCCAUGCCCCAGCUCACAGACAGAUCUAAACUUCCAAACAUAGUGGAUCCUGUUGUAAAAGAUACAAUGGAUGUUAAGCAUUUAUACCAGGUUGCUGCUGUAGCUGUGCUGUGUGUGCAACCAGAACCAAGCUACCGCCCACUAAUAACAGAUGUCUUGCACUCUCUCGUUCCUCUUGUUCCCGUGGAGCUUGGAGGCACACUAAGAGUUGCACAAGCACAAGUAACACCACCUGCACCACCAGCAGGUCCACCACCAGCUACUCACUGACUAAGUGAUAAGAGAGAUUCUCAAUAAUUUUGCUGUCCGAUUGCAAAUUGCUAGAGAUUACUAGCAAUUUGAUAGCAAAUGUGAAAGAGUAACUAUGAGUCUAACCCACCCUAGUAAGUCUCGGGCAGCUCGCCCACCUGUUGGGAUAGGUGGACCCCAUAGGGGUUCUCUCACAUUUUGUGCAUAGAAAAUUGUUGGGGAUCCGAAUUCCUGAUAGAGAGCAACCAUAUGUUUUGUGAUGCGGUUGCAUUAUUACUGGGGUUCUCCAUUACUUAAGCCACUGAUCGACGCCAAUUAGAUUACUCUGCCGACUUGCGUGCUUGAUGGUUUUGUUAGAGAAUGAAAAGCUUUGGUUAUAUGGUGAAAAGGGAAGUUGGUGUGGUUGGAGUAGAAGAGUAUUGGAUUGUUUCUCACAUUUGUAAAUGAAGCUGUUUAGUUCUUAAGAGUUUCUGAAAAUUACUUGUGCAUACGAGCUCGCAUCUAGAGAACAUUGAACUAUUCAGCUGAUACGAUUUUUAAACCCUUUCUUUUCAUCC
This is a messenger RNA of Corylus avellana, 2158 nucleotides long. Its product is annotated as putative receptor-like protein kinase At1g80640. The record is from RefSeq and is a predicted model, not a curated record. Gene Ontology annotation, molecular function: protein kinase activity; ATP binding. NCBI's taxonomy places the organism in Eukaryota, Viridiplantae, Streptophyta, Magnoliopsida, Fagales, Betulaceae. Gene Ontology annotation, biological process: protein phosphorylation.